This is a messenger RNA of Rhincodon typus (whale shark), 1143 nucleotides long. It is a transcript of the gene crnkl1, whose product is annotated as crooked neck pre-mRNA splicing factor 1. The transcript has 7 exons. Gene Ontology annotation, biological process: mRNA splicing, via spliceosome; spliceosomal complex assembly. The record is from RefSeq and is a predicted model, not a curated record. Gene Ontology annotation, molecular function: protein binding. Lineage: Eukaryota; Metazoa; Chordata; Chondrichthyes; Orectolobiformes; Rhincodontidae. The coding region runs from base 166 to 1143 and encodes 325 amino acids. Gene Ontology annotation, cellular component: post-mRNA release spliceosomal complex; precatalytic spliceosome; Prp19 complex.
GCUACCACGUGGUGCGCUGCCGGGUCGGAGGUUACGCCGCCGGGUACCCGGAUGUUUCUUGGGAUGUUACUGGAGUGGCAGUGACGGCGGCAGAGUCUUGUAUUAUUUUUUAUCCCGAAUUAGCAAAAGAACUAUUGAAGAGGGGGGUGAAAUUACGACCUGAAAAUGGCUUCAACCGCGGCUGGAAAACAGCGAAUCCCCAAAGUGGCAAAGGUGAAAAAUAAAGCACCUGCCGAAUUGCAAAUCACUGCUGAACAGCUCCUGAGAGAAGCAAAAGAGAGGGAACUUGAACUCCUUCCACCACCUCCUACACAAAAGAUCACUGAUGAGGAGGAAUUGAAUGAUUACAAGCUAAGAAAAAGAAAAACAUUUGAAGACAACAUUCGGAAAAAUCGAACUGUUAUUAGCAACUGGAUCAAAUACGCACAAUGGGAGGAAAGCCUAAAAGAAAUACAACGAGCUCGUUCAAUUUAUGAGAGAGCAUUAGAUGUCGAUCACAGAAAUGUAACCCUGUGGUUAAAAUACGCAGAAAUGGAGAUGAAAAAUCGACAGAUAAACCAUGCUCGAAAUAUCUGGGAUCGAGCAAUUACCAUCCUGCCCAGGGUCAACCAGUUUUGGUAUAAAUACACAUACAUGGAGGAGAUGUUAGGAAAUGUUGCAGGAGCACGACAAGUGUUUGAGCGGUGGAUGGAAUGGCAGCCUGAUGAACAAGCAUGGCACUCCUAUAUCAACUUUGAACUCCGAUACAAAGAAAUUGAAAGAGCCAGGCUGGUUUACGAAAAGUUUGUUUUAAUUCAUCCUGAUGUGAAGAACUGGAUUAAAUAUGCCCGGUUUGAAGAAAAGCAUGGUUAUAUUGGACAUGCACGGAAAGUGUAUGAAAGAGGGGUGGAGUUUUAUGGAGAAGACCACAUGGAUGAACAGCUUUUUGUAGCAUUUGCAAAGUUUGAAGAAAAGCAGAAAGAAUUGAACGACUGCCUUAAAAAUCAUUUAAUUGUUGGAGCCCGAGAGGGUUCAUCAAAGGACAGCAAUGAGAUCAACAGUUCCUGGGCUGGAUUCCAACACACACCUCAGCGGGUUAAAAAGCACUGCUCUGACAACAAAUACUACGUGGCAUUUCACAAUAUAUUUAUGCAAAACCAUUGA